CCCCCUCCUCUCUCCCUGUGAACAGCAGACUCUUGUCCAGGCUAUUUUCUCCUCUCCUCUCAGACUGCGAUCAUGGCUCAGUGCAGGAGUUACUUACGAGGACUUUCCAUUUGUGUGACUGUGCUGCUGCUGGUGUCCGGGAUUGUGAUGAUCGGCGUUGGAUUUUCCUCCAUGGACGGAAACAUUCCUGUUGCUGAGUUGUUUGAUGAGUUGUCCAGCAGUGAUGGUCUUCUGGUCCUGCAGGUGUUUGGUCCAAUCACAGUCAUUCUCUCUCUUGUCGGCAUCUGUGCUGCAUCAUUCAACCUGAAACCUCUGCUACUUGUGUUCUCUGCUCUGAUCUUCAUGGAAUUCGUGGCUCUGCUUGUUGUUGCUUCACCCCUGGUUCAGGUUCAGGCUCAGUUGGACAGUACAGUGGACGAGGUGUUCCUGAACGUGACGCCGCUUCACAGAGCAGAUGUGUACAUCCAGAAGGAACUGAACAAACUGCAGGCUUCAGAUUCCUGUUGUGGUCUAAGGAGUUUCGAGGACUGGGAAAAUCAACUUCCUGAUUCCUGUUUCUGUUUGCUUCCGCCUUCUGACUCAGGCUUACAGACUGGCUCUAACCCCAGCUCAGAGGACUCGUGUGCGAUGGUGACCUCUAGCGACCAUCGUCUGAACUCAAAAGUUUCAGAUAAACUCUGGGUUCAUUCUAAGCCCUGUGGCUCCAUCCUAAAGUCUCACCUGAGCUUUCCCAUCAAACUCAGAAUUGGAAUCAUCUCUGCCUUCGCUACAUUCGCGAUGGCGGCCAUCAUACUGUGUCUAACUCUGGGUCUCGAAGAGUACUGGAAAACUCCUCCGGUGGAGACGACGGUGGACGAUUUUAACAGAGUCAAAUAUCAGCCCAAACCCUCCCUAGCCUGACCUCUGACCUCUGACAUGUGACCUCCGAUCCCUGCAACCUCUGACAAUUUAAUGAGGCUUCAACUAAAAUUAGAAAUAUAUUAUUUAAAAUCAACAAUUUUAAUAAUAAUAAUAAUAGAGGAAAAUCCUUUCAGAAAUUAAAAUUAGCUUCAAAGCUAAUAGGCUAACAACAGCCAGUAAAGUUAGCCGUCAGUUUGUGUUUUUGCUCUUGUUCCAGAUGUAGCCACGAGGUGGCACUAUCUUACAUCUGCUCAGAUAUUAUCUGCCUCUUUCACGUCACAGUCCGUAUGGCCUAACGUUCACUUUAAUAGAAACACUCGACGUCCACUUGAAGAAACCACACGAUGAGACACUUGUGUGGGUAAAUUUAGUAUUAAACGUUUUUUAAAAUAAUUUAAAAAGCUCUUAAUUUGUAUUUGUUAUGUUAGAAUUUCCAGAAGUGUCUCUGUGAAACAUCACGAUGAUGAAAUCAGCUCUGCCCCGAGGUAAUUGGAUUGGUUUCUAAUUUGGUUCCACUAAGAGGACGUUAUUUAUCGUAAGAAAAGACCUAAUUUCCUCAUUUAAAACAGUAUUAAAUCGAGUGAACAUUUUUCAUGACGGAAAUUUAAAAAUAUUUUUUUUAUUUAUAAUGUUGUAUUGUUGCUGUCAUUAAAUAUACUGUAUAUUUAAAAUUGUAAAUAAAUGUGAAAAUGACAAAUUAUACGUUAAAUUAGGUCCAUCUAAAUAUUAUGGGUUUUUUUUUAAUCAGUUGUUUUUUUUAAAAUGAGCCUUUUGAAGAAAUGUU
Cynoglossus semilaevis (tongue sole) is the source of this 1684-nucleotide messenger RNA. RefSeq names its product CD63 antigen-like. The record is from RefSeq and is a predicted model, not a curated record. Bases 73 to 900 code for a protein of 275 amino acids. Gene Ontology annotation, cellular component: plasma membrane. The transcript is spliced from 9 exons. NCBI's taxonomy places the organism in Eukaryota, Metazoa, Chordata, Actinopteri, Pleuronectiformes, Cynoglossidae.